AUUGUGAUAGUGUAAUGUACAAUAUACUGUAAAUCAUGACAAAUUAGAUUUAAUUAGUCAUGCUAGAAAUGUGUAUCUGAAAACGAUUAACCAUCAAAUCGGUCGUAACAUUGUAAUAUAAUUGUCGAAAAAUUGUUUGUAAACGGAAUGUAAUUAAUUAUUAAUAAUUAUUUAUUAUUUAUUUCGAUCUGUCAGCUCUUAAACCGACAGUUUUUUUAUAAUUAUUUUGUGUCUUGUCGUACUUGUCGAAAAUGUCUCAACAGCAACAUCAGCAAUUCCAAAGCAUACCCCUGGAUACUGUCGAAUCGCAAUGGGAAAUUUUAUUUAAUCGCUUUGACAGAAAUCGUGAUGGUAAAAUAUCUAUCAAUGAGUUACAUCAUGUCUUAAAACAAGGAGCUGGUGAACAAUACAAUGUACCUCCUAAAAUUUUAGCGAUAAUUUCACAGAAAGCUGAUCACAACCAAGAUGGAUAUAUUAACUUUAGAGAAUUUUUACAUUUGAUGGAACAAGAACCAAUAGCUAAAAAUUUGACUACAAAUUUUUUUAACAAAUACAUUCAUUAUACAAUUGUACCAAGAGGACCUCCUAGAUUGCGUACUGGAGGAUUGGAUCAUACUGAUGGUGAUUAUGAAGAUGAAUACUCUUGUAAUCCACCAGCAUUAUGUAUGGUUAUUGUUAGUCUGAUUGAAGUAAUAUUUUUCACUUGGGAUGUUAUAAAAAUGAAAUCACCAGAAUCAAUCCAAGGCCCUAUGGCUUCAAUGUUUAUUUACAAUCCUCAUCGUAGACGUGAAGCUUGGAGAUUUCUGUCCUAUAUGUUUGUACAUGUUGGACAAACUCAUUUGAUUGUAAACUUAAUUGUGCAGUUAUUACUUGGAGUACCAUUGGAGAUGGUUCAUCGUGGUUGGAGAGUAGUAUUAAUUUAUUUAUCGGGAGUUUUAGCUGGUUCUCUAGCCACGUCAGUAACUGACCCUUCAGUUUAUUUAGCUGGUGCUUCUGGAGGUGUUUAUGCUUUGAUCACAGCACAUGUAGCUACUAUAAUUAUAAAUUGGUCUGAAAUGGAGUUUGCUAUUUACCAACUCUUGACAUUUACUUUUCUGAUUUUCUUUGAUUUUGGAUCAUCUAUUUACAAUCGCUAUUAUGUUAAUGUGGACAAUCAGAUUGGUUAUACUGCACACUUGGCUGGUGCUAUUGCUGGUCUACUCGUUGGAGUGUACACUUUACGAAAUCUUAACGUUCGCCCAUGGGAAAAAAAAUUAUGUUGGUUAUGUUUUGUCAUUUAUGUGUUAUUGACAGGCUCAGGUAUAAUGUGGAAUUUAAUAUUUCCUGAACAUUUUUCAAAAGAACAAUAUUAAAAGUUAAAAUUAUAUUAGUAUCAAAUGUUGGAUCAAAUCCUAUCGCACAAAUAUUAAAAAAAAAACAGUAUAUGAUUUUUAUAAAACAGAUCCAAUUUCAGAAAAGUUAUGACUAUGAGCUUUGUUACUUUAUAUUGUGAGAUAAUUUUAUUAGUCAAUUAUAUAUUACUAAGUAAAUAUGUGUUA
Messenger RNA from Rhopalosiphum maidis (corn leaf aphid), 1538 nucleotides. It is a transcript of the gene rho-4, whose product is annotated as rhomboid-related protein 2. Lineage: Eukaryota; Metazoa; Arthropoda; Insecta; Hemiptera; Aphididae. The record is from RefSeq and is a predicted model, not a curated record. The transcript is spliced from 8 exons. The coding region runs from base 252 to 1352 and encodes 366 amino acids. Gene Ontology annotation, molecular function: calcium ion binding; serine-type endopeptidase activity. Gene Ontology annotation, cellular component: membrane.